AGUUUCUGAACUACACGAUAUCAAAACUGUGGGAAAAUUCAGAAAAACAGAUAAUUCUUAUCGUUCCUAGUUAUACAUAACUUCAAUGAUGCUUGCAGGAUUACUUGUACGAAGAGUGCUUUUGAAACAGCCUUUAAAAGCAACGAUCGGUAACGGUUUAUUAUUGCUAAAAGAAGGAAGAUCGUGCUUUUCUACAACGACUCGUCGCUUGGCUGACUUGAAUGUUGGACUAAAACGUGGUCAUCCUGUUAUUUCAAUACCUCUCCCAACAACAAGCGAAACGUGUGAGUUCACUUUGUAUGAUGCGCAGUCGGUCAGGAGCUUUAUUGAGAAUAUUAAGGAAGAAGAUGAUGGUGUUAAGGAAGCAGUGAUACAAUCCUUGGACGGCAAUCGUGUAGCGCAGACAACGAGGCUAAGUGCCUUGCUGACUGAGGGGUUUCAACUAAAAAUUAAUGAUGAGAUGCAUACUGUACAUUCAUCCAGUGAAGUAAGUGCUGCAGUUCAAGAAACGUCUUUGGAGACCGUCCGAGAUCUUGUUGAAAAGUUGUAUGUAAGCCUUGAUAUUGGGGACAAAAAGACCGGAACAGAACAGCAACUUGUUGAGGAAUUGGAAAAGAUUCAAGCAGAAUUAGAACCGCUUGAACAGCAACGACAACAGCUGGAAAAAGGCGUAGAAACACGAACGAACGUAUUUGUUUGGGGAGGCUUGGCUUUCAUGGCCGUCCAGUUUGGUUUCCUAGCGCGACUAACUUGGUGGGAAUAUUCCUGGGAUAUCAUGGAACCUGUGACGUAUUUCGUGACGUAUGCAACCAGCAUGGCGUGUUACGCGUAUUUCGUGUUGACAAGACAGGAGUACAUGUACCCGGAAGCCCGCAAUCGUCAAUUCUUAAUUUCCUUCCAUAAGAAAGCCAAACGCCACGGCUUCGACAUUGAAAAGUACAACAGCUUACGCGAGGCCAUCGCUAAAAUCGAAGCUCAGUUGGAAGAAAUGCAUCAGCCUGACAAAUCCACUGAUGAAUAGGACCUUAUUUUGAAAUAAUAGGACAUUCUUUACUUAGGUAAUUUGAAAUGAAUUAAUGACUACCAAAAAAAUAUAUUAAGAUCCAGUGUAACACAAGACAAUAUAUAGACACUUUCUGAAUAUUCUCACUGGCAAUAAAAACCACGUUGUUCGUCUCGUCACCUUAGUUGUGACAGUGUGCACACAGGAAAAUUCGGAAAGUGUCUAUUUUUGUUGCAAUUUUAAUUGAUACAGGUCUGCGUUAGGUAUCAAUCUCGUGUUCCACUGACAUUACUCUUGUCAAACUUGCAAACAUGACAUAGUUCUGAAGAGCUUGCGAAGUUACAGACAAAUUUACCCCGUGUAACAAACCUCUCGAUAACAAACCCUUGUCCGACAUCCGCUGUGCAGUCAUACAGUGUGCAUCACAUCACUUACAGACAUCGCUGUGUCACAUGCAGGUGUUCAGCUGUCGUUAAAUGUAUUUCUAUGACUCGUUUAGAGCGAGUCUUUAUUGUAAGAAUUGUAAAUAUUUCUAGAACCUUGACUAAGCAUAAUUUCAUUAAAAUGACCGCCAUGAAUUUGAAAUAAAGUUCAUUGAAGUGGAGCAGGGUAAAACAAGAUAAUAAAAUUCAAGUUUAAUUCAAUUUUUUUGGCACAAAAUUUACAAAAAAUAAAUACUAGAUAAUAGACUACUCUAGAAAAUAUCCU
Messenger RNA from Dendronephthya gigantea, 1711 nucleotides. RefSeq names its product calcium uniporter protein, mitochondrial-like. The record is from RefSeq and is a predicted model, not a curated record. The coding region runs from base 86 to 1021 and encodes 311 amino acids. Gene Ontology annotation, biological process: calcium import into the mitochondrion; mitochondrial calcium ion homeostasis. Gene Ontology annotation, molecular function: calcium channel activity; uniporter activity. Gene Ontology annotation, cellular component: uniplex complex; mitochondrial inner membrane. The transcript is spliced from 6 exons. NCBI's taxonomy places the organism in Eukaryota, Metazoa, Cnidaria, Anthozoa, Malacalcyonacea, Nephtheidae.